Vairimorpha ceranae is the source of this 387-nucleotide messenger RNA. RefSeq lists its product as hypothetical. The record is from RefSeq and is a predicted model, not a curated record. The transcript has a single exon. NCBI's taxonomy places the organism in Eukaryota, Fungi, Microsporidia, Nosematidae. Bases 1 to 387 code for a protein of 128 amino acids.
AUGUUGAAACUUCAUUUUAAUUUUACAGUUGAUAAAGAAAAUACAAGUACAGAAGUCAAAACAUUUAUAGAAAGAAAAGAGAAUAUUGUAUCUUUCAGUUUAGAAUACAAAAUGAAGAUUAUUGUAGACAAAGGUAAAUGUAUUUCAGUACAGAAAUGUGAUAAAGGAUACAUUUAUGUAUUUGAAUUUGGAAAUAUUAAUGAUGCUUUAUUUUUUGAGGAAAACAAAGAAUGUAAAGUUAUUUCUUCCAGCUUUUUCUGUGAUCCUAAAGAUAUCGAAAAGGAUAUUGUUAAUUAUGCAGAACAUUAUAUUAACACAAAAGGAAUAAAAAAGAAACAGCGGAAAAGACUUAUAGAAGACGAAAAUGGGUUUAAAAGAUAUAUUUAA